CUUAAAUCCACCGCGGUAGUCAACUCGCGAUCAAUGAUAAACAAACAACACCUCGUCCCAAUAAUCAUUCGCUAUUGUUCGCUAUCAAGCCAUAUCGGAAUGUGAAGUCUCCGACCGCGAAAGUUGUUCCACUGCAACGCUAGACGUGCAAUUAGACAAUUUGGACUAUUGGAACUUUUCAUGACACCGUUCGCACCGAACAAUGGCGGUUUUUGAUUCAUUAUCCAAUGAAGUUCUAUUUAUAAUCAUUGAUUUCCUUCCAUCCUCGCGCGAUUUAGCAACCCUAGCUCGCACAAGCUGGCGGUUACAUCUACUGGCCAACCCGAUUCUCUAUGGCCGGAACAGAGAUGAAGAGAAUUCAUCUGCUGUCCUCUGGGCUGCUCAACAUGGGAGAAUUGAAACACUCAAAAAAGCACAUACCUUUGGGCUAGACCUCAACCCUGACGUUUCUGAGAUUAUCGAUUACGAAUCCCACUUAGCUGUGCAGAGAUUUAUUCCCGAAGAUGUGUUAGGCGUUCAAUAUUUCGUAACUGUAGCCAUGUCAAGUAUCAUCCUUGCAAUUGACCAAGGACACAGGGCUACGGUCGCUUGGCUGGUAGACCACGGUAUCGAAAUGGAUUUCUUAUCUCAAUCAGACCUUCAUCAUCCCAUGGCAUACUCGGCGCUAUUAGCUGCUUUAAUACUCAGACAGGCUUCGGUAGCCUGCUUACUUAUCGAGAAAGGCGCAUGUCUCGACUUCCCAUCCUCACCAACGGGGGUACUCGAGCAUACGGGAUACACAGACCGAGCCUUUCCCGCGCCCCCGAAGCCCGUCUCAGCUCUUCAUAUAGCUGCUGACCUUGGCCUGGUUUCCGUGAUAGAAUUCCUGGUGCAGAGGGGAGUUGAUAUAAACACGAUCGAUGGGAUGGGCGAUACAUGCCUCAACUACGCCGCCAGAAGCGCCAAAGAAGAUCCGCGAGUAAUUAGCGAGUUAAUAAGGUUCGGUGCCGAUGUGAACCAUAAUCAGGGAGAUUGCAGCCCUCUUUGUGAUGCUCUUUACAUGGGUAAACUAGAUCACGCGCUCGCCCUAAUUGAUGGUGGCUCUAGACUAGACCACCUUACGCUUUCUGAUGUGGGUCCGAUCCAUCUGUGUACAUGGCGGGAAGUUGAAUGGAGAUACAAGCCAGGUGGGAAUGAGAUGAUGGGAUCCUGUGGAGUAGACCCUCGCAGGUCUACUUUGCUGCAGAGGUUCAUUGAUCUAGGUGCAGACGUCAACGGAAUGGUUGGCCAAAGACGGACGCCGUUGGGGGAGGCCAUCCUCUCGGGGUCUCCCGGUACAGUAGAGAUGCUUAUUAAUGCAGGCGCCGACGUGAACAGAGACAUAGGGGAUGGAAGACUUCCAGUGCGCGUGGCGUGGGAGCUUGAUGAAAAGGACGAUUGGGAUAAUGAUUUCGAAAUCGAUGCCCUCAAAAAAAUAGAAAUACUCCUAGAAAAUGGCGCUCGCAUUGACUCGCGGUUUGGCGAGAAUGAGGACAGUCCGAGUAUUCUAGAACAUGCAGCCAAAUAUUAUGCACAAAUGGUGGAAUGGAGGAGCAGUGAGUGGUGGUGGCAUGAUCUUUCUGAAGACGACGACGAUGAUGAAGAUCACAACUAUCCAGCACGAAAAUUUACUACGCUACUUCAUUUGGCGUCCAUUAAGAAUAUGGCACCGGAACACAUCGACGAAGUACUAGCAGCUUCUGUUAAACGCCAAUCCUUUCGGUGUUGUAAAUUACUCCUGAAAUAUGGAGCAAAACUACGAAACGGCUCGGAUGAUGUGCUUGCUUGGGCUAUGAAAGAAAUUCGGCGGCAGCCAAGAUGCCCUGAAAUGCCCAACGAAGUAGAUACAGACUAUCUCGCUCUCACAUAUUCGGCAGACUUUGAACCAUUAAUGACAAUGCUACUGGAUCUUGGUUUGCCAUUCAAAGAAAUGGACAAGCUGUUCACACAAGCCUUGGUUUGCCGGGAUCCGCGGGUAGCGCACAUGAUUUUGGAUCGCGGUAUAACUGGGAAGGGCCCGGGUCACGAUCCAAAUAUCUGGCUUCAAAAAGCAGCAUCUUGGGGUAACGUUGGAAUUAUACGCAAGCUACUGAGGGGUUCACCAGAUGUAAAUGGCUUCGAUUCCAAAGGAUGUUUGCCUCUGACACGGGCCAUACGAGUCAGGAAUCGGCUUGCCUCCUUGUUGUUGAUAGAAUAUGGCGCUGACCCGUAUUUGGCUACCACGAUAGGUAAAGGUCAAGGAACGAAACAAACCCUGAAGCCCAUCCAACAUGCGAUCCGGCUUGGUCGAAUCGAUAUUCUCAAGGAUAUUCUUAAGUAUCGCCCGCGAGCGCUUACAGAGGAAGAGAAAUGGGUGCCCGCUGUAUUACGGUUGGCACCGGAGAUAGCUGAGCUGCUAGAGCGAAGUGCUUCUUAGGGGGUAUGGUCUAUUGUAAUUUAUAUCAUGUAUCAUUAUAGAUUUGGGACUUUUGGUGGGUGGAUUAGGAGGUAAACUGUGCUAUGUUCGGAUCUCAAAAUAUUUCCUUCAACUUUUAUGGCGCGAGCUUACUAUUACGGUAACGAGAAAAUGGCUACCCAACUACGUUCAAUAUAUAGAAAGGAAAUAAUAAGGGAUAGAGUCAGCGUUAUCAAGUGUGCAAAUAGUCGUGUAUGAGUAAUUCAACUAUCCUAAAUGA
Hypoxylon trugodes is the source of this 2693-nucleotide messenger RNA. RefSeq names its product ankyrin repeat-containing domain protein. Bases 203 to 2434 code for a protein of 743 amino acids. Gene Ontology annotation, molecular function: protein binding. The record is from RefSeq and is a predicted model, not a curated record. The transcript is spliced from 2 exons. Lineage: Eukaryota; Fungi; Ascomycota; Sordariomycetes; Xylariales; Hypoxylaceae.